UUACCUCUGUGAAGAAGUGUGAGCUGUAUUGCAGAGAGGAAAGAGCUGGAGCUCCACACCAGACUUGUUGAUUUCCAUCAGGAACCUGGAGAAAGCAUUAAAAGCUGUUAAAUGCAAGAACAGGGAGAGGCCUAAAUUAGCUGUUUGCAGUGGAUCCAGGGAUUAGCAGCAGCUCAGGAGAUCUGUCUGUUCCUGCAUAGGGAGGAGGAUCUUCUGCCUGUCAUCUGCAGCCAGUGGAUGAGGUCACAGGGAUCCCGCACACAGCAGAGGAGAAUGUCUGUCCGAUCCCCUCUCCUGGUGCUUCUCUCAGAAUGGAGGUGAAGAGGAACAGGUGACACGUGGCUUUCACCAACAUAGACCCAGCUAUUCCAACAUUGCCACCAGAGCCUGUUCAUUCCACAGAAAUGCCCGGGUGGAUGAACAAGCAUGGAUCCCGCUCCACUACCUCACUGCCUCCUGAUCCAAUGGAGAUUAUACGAAGCAAGGCUUGCUCAAGGAGGGUGAAGUUAAAUGUUGGUGGGUUAGCGCAUGAGGUUUUGUGGAGGACCCUAGAUAGGUUACCACGUACCAAGCUUGGGAAGCUAAGGGACUGCAAUACGCACGAGUCCUUGAUGGAAAUUUGUGAUGACUAUAACCUUGAGGAAAAUGAAUACUUUUUUGAUCGCCACCCUGGGGCAUUCACCUCUAUCUUGAACUUUUACCGCACUGGAAAGUUGCAUAUGAUGGAGGAGAUGUGUGCUUUGUCCUUCAGUCAAGAGCUGGACUACUGGGGAAUUGAUGAGAUCUACCUGGAGUCUUGCUGUCAGGCCAGAUACCAUCAAAAAAAGGAACAAAUGAAUGAAGAACUAAAACGAGAAGCGGAGACUCUGAGGGAACGAGAAGGCGAUGAGUUUGACAACACUUGCUGCGCAGACAAGCGGAAGAAACUGUGGGAUCUGUUGGAGAAACCAAACUCUUCUGUAGCUGCCAAGAUUUUGGCAAUCAUUUCUAUCCUGUUUAUUGUAUUAUCUACAAUUGCCUUGUCACUAAACACACUUCCGGAGCUACAAGGUGUUGAUGAAUUUGGGCAAAAUACAGACAACCCGCAGCUUGCACAUGUGGAAGCCGUCUGUAUUGCAUGGUUUACAAUGGAAUACCUCCUGAGAUUCUUGUCGUCGCCUAACAAAUGGAAAUUUUUCAAGGGACCCCUUAACGUCAUUGAUCUGUUAGCAAUCCUCCCAUACUAUGUCACAAUAUUCCUCACAGAAUCAAACAAAAGUGUACUUCAAUUCCAAAACGUUAGACGGGUAGUACAGAUUUUCCGGAUCAUGAGGAUACUACGGAUUCUAAAGCUUGCUAGGCACUCAACUGGCCUCCAGUCUUUGGGUUUCACAUUACGAAGGAGUUAUAAUGAACUUGGUCUGCUCAUUUUGUUUUUAGCAAUGGGUAUCAUGAUUUUUUCAAGCUUGGUUUUCUUUGCAGAAAAGGAUGAGGACGAUACAAAGUUCAAAAGUAUCCCAGCAUCUUUCUGGUGGGCAACCAUCACAAUGACCACAGUUGGGUAUGGAGACAUCUACCCUAAAACUCUUCUGGGUAAGAUUGUUGGCGGUUUGUGCUGUAUUGCUGGGGUGCUGGUGAUCGCUCUUCCAAUUCCAAUUAUAGUAAAUAAUUUCUCAGAAUUCUACAAGGAACAAAAAAGACAAGAAAAAGCCAUCAAGCGUAGAGAAGCUCUUGAAAGAGCAAAACGAAAUGGUAGCAUCGUUUCCAUGAACAUGAAAGACGCCUUUGCUCGUAGCAUAGAACUGAUGGAUGUAGUGGUUGAAAAGACUGAAGAGGUGGCAGGAAAGAAAGACAAAGUACAGGAUAAUCAUUUAUCUCCUACCAAAUGGAAAUGGACAAAGAGAACCUUGUCAGAGACGAGUUCCAACAAGUCUUUUGACACAAAAGAACAUGGGUCUCCGGAGAAGAAUCGCUCAUGCUCAAGUCCCCAGCACCUUAAUGUUCAACAACUAGAAGAUAUGUACAACAAAAUGGCAAAAACACAAUCACAACCAACACUCAACUUGAAAGAAUCCAGUCAGUCAGGCAAAGAGACAGAAGAGCUGGAAAUGGAAACAAUCCCAUGUCCAGCCAUCCCAUUGCUGACCACUCACAAGUCAGGUAUUGUGGACAUGAGAAGCAUGUCCAGCAUAGACAGUUUCAUCAGCUGUACCACUGAAUUUCCAGAAUAUGGUGGUUUCUUACAUGGACCGUUGGCAGUUCUGCCAUAUAAAACAAAUAUAGGUUCAGGGCAGGAUACACCCUCUGAUUGGGACAGACCACUCUCCUUAGAUGUCAGUGGUGAGAGCUUCACUGAAAUUAGCCCAAGGGCUGAAAGGAGUCGGCAUUCUGCAUACAUGUUGGACAGUCCCAAAAGUUUAGUUAAAGUUAAAAACCCACUAAUGCUGAGAUCCCUAAAAGUCAACUUUUUAGAAGGUGAUACAAGGACAAUAGUACCAGCACCAAAUAUGCUGAGCCAGUCAGAGCAUAGACAGAGUCACUCUAAGUUGGACAGCUCUUGCUUUUCUGAGCAGUCUGUUCGCAGCCCUGAAACGUCACUGUAUACAACAGCAAGUGCUAGAACACCUUCAAAGUCUCCUGAAAAACACAUGGCAAUAGCUUUCACUUUUCACGAUGCUAAUGUACAUAAAUAUAUAGACGCUGACACAGACGAUGAGGGACAGCUUCUCGAUGGCUUGGAUUCCUGUCCCUCUAAAGAGUUACUGGGCACUGUGAGCCCAAAAUAUAACAUAAGAUACAGUAGUCACCAAAAGCAGAGAGAUACUGUUCACAGAACAGAAAAGAAUCACCUUGAGAGUGCUGCUUUAUCCAGUUCCUCGCGGUACCGAGGACAAAACUGCAUUUACUCCACAGAAGGGAUUACUGGAAGUAGUCGAGGUAACAUGGAACCUGUCAAGAUAGAUAACCAUAUUUCACCAGAAGUCCGUGUGCUACCUGGUGGGGGCGGACAGUCAAACACACAUGGGCCCAGAAUCUGACACAUUCAAACUUUGUGAUGAAUGGAAUGUUCAUAUGUGCACACUGAGCUUCUGCAUGGCAUUGAUAACUAGCAUCUUCUCCCCUUAGUCAGUGGGAGGGCAUAGAGAGGAACACUGGACAGGCCUCCUCUCAAAGUGACUGAAGGAUGAUUUCCUGAACCAUGCUAGAAAUGUCACUGACAACUCAGAUAGAAAACUCUGCAAUGAUUUUAUCUCCUUUAAUGAACUUCUCUCUUGAAAGCCAUUGUGACCAAAAAUGCCCCUAAUUAAGAUGAACUCGCUUUUUAUUUCAUUGUAUACAUACUUUCAUUGCAUUACCUUUACGGUGAAGGUGAGAAAUACAUGACAUGCUCAAAUAUUAAUUCUCAAAUAUUUCUUGAGUAAAAUACAUAAAAGCAUCUCUGUGUAGCUUCACUGUGGUCACACAACACCAUACUGUAUCUCUGGGGGAAUAAAGUGCUGUGUUUCUCCAAUACACCAAUCAAUAACUCUAGGCAAACAAGGUGCAUGUUUCUCCAAUGUACCACUCAAUACCGAGUCUAGAGGAAUACAGUGCUGUGUUUAUCCCCAUGUACCAAUCGAUAUCUCUAAGGGCAUAAAGUGCUGUGUUUUUUCCAGAGUACAGUACCAGGUGGAAUAAAGUGCUGUGUUUCUCCAAUGUACUAACCAAUAUCUCUGGGGGAUAUUGUGCUGUGUUUUUCCCAAUGUAUGAAUUGAACUCUGGGGGAAUAAAGUGCUGUGUUUCUCCCGAUGAACCAAUCAAUAUCUCUGGGGGAAUAAAGUGCUGUGUUUCUCCAUUGUAUUUCUCAAUACCUCUAGAGGAAUAUAGUGCUGUUUCCCCCAAAUGUACCUUGUCUCUGGAGGAAUAAAGCACAGUGUUUCUCCAAUGUACAAAUCCAUAUCUCUGGAGUAAAAAAGUGCUGUUCUCCAAUGUAAUAAUCAAUAUUUCUGGGGGAAUAAAGCGCUGUGUUUCUCCAAUGUACCAAUCCAUAUCUCUGAAGUAAUAAAGUGCUGUGUUUCUCCAAUGUACCAAUCCAUAUCUCUGGGGGAAUAGAGCGCUGUGUUUCUCCAAUGUUUUAAUCCAUAUUUCUGGAGUAAUAAAGCGCUGUGUUUCUCCAAUGCACGAAUCCAUAUCUCUGGAGUAAUAAAGUGCUGUGUUUCUCCAAUGUACUAAUCCAUAUCUCUGGAAUAAUAAAGCGCUUUGUUUCUACAAUGUACGAAUUCAUAUCUCUGGAGUAAUACAGCGCUGUGUUUCUCCAAUGUACCAAUCCAUAUCUCUGGAGUAAUAAAGCGCUGUGUUUCUCCAAUGUACCAAUCCAUAUCUCUUGGGGAAUAAAGUCAUAUGUUUCUCCAAUGUACUAACCAAUAUUUCUUGGAGAAUAUAGUGCUGUGUUUUUCCCAAUAUGCCAUUCAGUAUCUCUGGGGCAAUGAAGUGCUGUGUUUUUUCCUAAUGUUCCAAUGGAUACCUCUAGAGGAAUCAAUAGUGCUGUGUUUCUCCAAUCAUGUACCUAUAAAACACAGGCAAGGUGAGUUGCAUCAGUUGUCAUGGACUUGGGGUGUCAAAUACGUGACAUGAAAUGAUUGUACAGUGCAUUGUUUUAAUUACAGUUAUUUGAAAGCUGUUACUAUGGUUGAUCAGGGCAUUCAAUAUUUUAGUGCUAAAGAAAUAAUACAUUGGGUCUUAGCAUUGUCUAGAGUAUAUUUAUUAAAACCACUGGCGUGCGCAGCACAUUUUAUUAGGGGGUGCACCGUCGGAGGGGUGUGUCUAGCACCGCCUUUUGGCCGUGUCUAGCACCAACUAUUGAUGGUCAACGCAUAUAAAAUAUCCACCUUUGUACCAAGCCUAAUAAAGCAGAUACAUUGUCAGAUGUUGUGGUGUGCACCAAACAAACACCCCUGAUGGCACUCACUGCAAUUACACUGCUCCUCCUCAGCCUGGUCUGGCUCCCCCCUCUCUUUCCUCUGCAAGCUGCAGCAGCUUACUACAAGUCAGUCACUCACUGACACUGACAGUCGCAGACUAGUACUGCUGCUGCUGGAAAAAACGAGUGACGUGUCAAUGCUGCUGCCGACCGCCUGCCAGUAUUGAAUUUGUCUUCCUAAGAGGAACGCUGGCUGCAUGCUGCUCCUCAUCAGUGGCUGGCAUUGGCAUAACAUAGAAGGAGAGAGGUGGGCAUGUGGUGGGUGGGCGUGCGAGCAGCAUGACAUAAUCACGUCACAUAACGCUGUUUUUGUACAUGGAGGUGGAGCUGUGAAUUUGAAAGCCGGUGUCAGUGGCACCCUUGACGCCCCAGGCGUCAGGUCAGUAAUACAGUCUUGACAGGGUGCAGUGCAGAGGGAACAGUAAUCAGCCUGCUCGGCGCUCACUGCAUCAGGCAUGUGAGAUCGGGGUGCCGGACAUUAGGGGGUGCCUGUGCGCACCAGGCACCCCCCCUGCGCACACCUAUGAUUAAAACAAAAUGCAAACAAUUGCUAUUUUGUAGCAUUUUCUAUCUAUGACAUCUGUAGCUGCAGGAGAAAUGUAUAUAUAUAUUUAUUUUUAUCAUUUAAAAAACACUUAACAUUUUUGCACACUUUGCAAGCAUAAGGAACUGUAAAAGUAUAGCACUUUAAAGUAAGUACUACCUUAAUUUGUGCCUCUAAUUGCAAUUUAUGUUUUUUUUUUACUCUGUAACAAUGCAUUACCGAGAAAGGGUUUUGUCUCCCUGGACUCCAUGAAUGCUGUCAUUUCUGGAAACGUUUACACUUUGAGCCUUUGCACUGACACACAAAAAAGGUUUGUGACCAUCGCGCACAAACUCAUUUAGUUUUUUUCCUAUUUUAAAGUGCAGCUAAAUAAUUAAUUGGUAAUUACAGUCUACGGGAACCCAUUUCCAUCUUUGACCCUAUAGAUCUAUUAGGUUUUCCUUAGAUUUAACUUACUUUAA
Messenger RNA from Pseudophryne corroboree (corroboree frog), 5944 nucleotides. RefSeq names its product potassium voltage-gated channel subfamily B member 1 (gene KCNB1). Bases 405 to 3017 code for a protein of 870 amino acids. The transcript has 3 exons. The record is from RefSeq and is a predicted model, not a curated record. Gene Ontology annotation, biological process: protein homooligomerization; potassium ion transmembrane transport; action potential. Gene Ontology annotation, molecular function: protein binding; delayed rectifier potassium channel activity. Gene Ontology annotation, cellular component: axon; dendrite membrane; postsynaptic membrane. NCBI's taxonomy places the organism in Eukaryota, Metazoa, Chordata, Amphibia, Anura, Myobatrachidae.